CACAAUAUCCCCUACCCAGGUUGUUGGAGGAGGAAUAUAGAGGACAGCCCCAGAGGACAAGGUAAAGCUCAAGAUGGGUCCUGGACCAUAAUGGGAGCAUAUAGGGAGCCAAAGCCACAGCUGCUACCCACAAUGGGGAACUACAACUCCCGAAAGAAAACCAAGGCUCCCAAGCAGGCAUGGAAGGGGAAACCCCUAGCCACGGAAAAGCCCAAGAAGAAGUCCUUCUUUGGCCACUUGAAGAGAAAGUCAAGUCCCAAGAUUGUACUGCUCCUGCCCUUGGACAAGAGGAACCAACUGGCAGAGAUCAGCAUGGCCCCUGGAUCUGGGGCUAGGAGGCCCGAGGAUGAGGCUGGGGCAACAGCAGCACCAGCAGCCUCCUCACUGAGAGGUGCAGGUGACGGGACAGAUCUCCGGGAGGGCUCUCCAGCUCGGGAGAUGAAGAUUUUGGUAUUCCUGCUGCUACUGGAUACCCGCCUCCAGGAUGAGUGAUGGGGAGCGGAUGGUAGCACCAAGUGGGCCCAGGCCUGGCAGCACCCUCCACUGGCUGAGAAUGAGGCUGAGGGUGAGGUGGAGGACCAGCCGCAGCCUGAGAGGCGCUGGCACCAGACCCUCUCCCAGUGCUGAGCCUGAGCAGGGCAGCAAGGACAAUAAAGACCAUGGAG
This is a messenger RNA of Phascolarctos cinereus (koala), 665 nucleotides long. RefSeq names its product chromosome unknown C20orf144 homolog (gene CUNH20orf144). The record is from RefSeq and is a predicted model, not a curated record. NCBI's taxonomy places the organism in Eukaryota, Metazoa, Chordata, Mammalia, Diprotodontia, Phascolarctidae.